UUCCAGAUGCUAGAGGAAAACAUUAUCACUUUUGUGAAGAACGAGCUAAAGAAGAUGCAGAAUGAUCUGAAUCCAGAUUAUUCAGAGUGUCAGAGGGAUGAAGAGGAGGUGUUGGACAGUGAGGAAGAGAAGCAGAGAAGGAGCAGCAGAGAGGCAUUUCUGAAACUUGCAGUUAACUUCCUGAGAAUAAUGAAACAGGAGGAGCUGGCUGACUGUCUGCAGAGCAGUGAGAGGAUUUCUCUUCAUAAAUUUAAAUGUAAUCUAAAGAAGAAGUUCCAGUGUGUCUCUGAGGGGAUUGCUAAACCAGGAACCCGAAUCACUCUAAAUGAGAUCUACACAGAGCUCUGCAUCACAGAGGGAGGGACCGGAGAGGUCAACACUGAACAUGAGGUCAGACAGACUGAAAUGUUUUCCUGGAAACCAAACAGACCAGAAACAACAAUCAGGUGUGAAGACAUCUUUAAAGCUUCGACUGGAAGAGACAAAUCAAUCAGAACAGUUCUGACCAAAGGAGUGGCUGGCAUCGGGAAAACAUUCCUGACACAAAAGUUCACUCUGGACUGGGCUGAAGACAAGACCAACCAGGACAUCCAGUUCAUUUUUCCAUUCCCAUUCAGAGAGCUGAAUAUACUGAAGGAUACAAAGUUCAGCUUAGUGGGACUUAUUCAUCACUUCUUCACUGAAAUCAAAGAAGCAGGAAUCUGUAACUUUAAAAAGUUCAAAGUUGUGUUCAUCUUUGAUGGUCUGGAUGAGUGUCGACUUCCUCUGAACUUCCACAUCACUGAGAUCCUCACUGAUGUUACAGAGUCCACAUCAGUGGAUGUGCUGCUGACAAACCUCAUCAGGGGAAAGUUGCUUCCUUCUGCUCACAUCUGGAUAACCACACGACCUGCAGCAGCCAAUCAGAUCCCUGCUGAGUAUAUAGACAUGGUUACAGAGGUCAGAGGGUUCACUAACCCAAAGAAGGAAGAGUACUUCAGGAAGAGACUCAGAGACAAAAAAGAGGCCAACAGCAUAAUCUCUCACAUCAAGACAUCACGAAGCCUCCACAUCAUGUGUCACAUCCCAAUCUUCUGCUGGAUCACUGCUACAGUUUUAGAGAGUUUGUUAAAAACCAAACGGGAUGGAGGAAAGCUGCCCAAGACACUGACUGAGAUGUACAUUCACUUCCUGGUGGUUCAGACCAAAGUGAAGAACAUCAAGUAUGAUGGAGGAGCUGAGACAGAUCCUCUCUGGAGUCCAGAGAGCAGGAAGAUGAUUGAAGCACUGGGGAAACUGGCUUUUGAGCAGCUGCAGAAAGGAAACCUGAUCUUCUAUGAAUCAGAACUGACAGAGUGUGGGAUUAAUGUCAGAGAGGCCUCAGUGUACUCAGGAGUGUUCACACAGAUUUCUAAAGAGGAGAAAGGGCUCUACCAGGAUAGGGUGUUCUGCUUCAUCCAUCUGAGCAUUCAGGAGUUUCUGGCUGCGCUUCAUGCCCAUCUGACAUUUACCAACUCUGGUGUCAACCUGCUGGAAGAGGAACAAACAGUCUCAGUGCAUGUUUCUGAAAGCCACUUCUACCAGAGUGCAGUGAACAAGGCUUUACAGAGUCCAAAUGGACACUUGGAUUUGUUUCUUCGCUUCCUCCUUGGUCUUUCAAUGCCAUCCAACCAGGAACUCCUACAAGGCCUACUGACACCGACAGGAAGCAGUUCACAAACGAAUCAGGAAAUAAUUCAGUACACCAAGAAUCAGAUCAACCAGAAUCCCUCUCCAGAGAUAAGCAUCAAUCUCUUCCACUGUUUAAAUGAACUGAAUGAUGACUCCAUAGUGAAGGAAAUCCAAGGUCGCCUUAAUUCCGGAAACCCUUUUAUGGUUAAUCUUUCCCAUGUUCAAUGGUCAGCUCUGGUCUUCAUCUUACUGUCAUCAGAAAAAAAUCUCAAUGUUAUUGACCUGAAAACAUACUCAGCUUCAGCAGAAGCUCUUCUGGGACUGCUGCCAGUGGUCAAAGCCUCCAAGAAAGCUUUGCUGAGUGGCUGUAACCUCACACAGAGAAGUUGUGAAGCUCUGUCCUCAGUUCUCAGUGCUACGUCCUCUAGACUGAUAGAGCUGGACAUGAGUAACAACAAUUUGCAGGAUUCAGGAGUGAAGCUACUGUGUGCAGGACUCGGGAGUCCACAAUGUGCACUUCAAACUCUCAGGCUGUCGGGCUGUCAGAUCACAGAGAAGGGCUGUGAUUCACUGGCUUCGGCUCUGAGGUCAAAUCCCUCACACCUGAGAGAGCUGGACCUGAGCUACAAUCAUCCAGGAGACUCAGGAAUAAAGCUGCUGUCUCCUCUACGGGAGGAUCCCUGCUGGAGACUGGACACCCUUAGAAUGGAUCCUCAUGGAGACCAGUGGAUGAAAACAGGUCUAAAGAAAUAUUUCUGUGAGCUGACAGUGGAUCUGAACACAGUCCACCAUAAUCUUAAACUAUCUGACAACAACAGGAAGGUGGUGCACAUGAAAGAGGACCAGCUGUAUCCUGAUCAUCCUGACAGAUUUGAUAGUCCUCAGCUGAUGUGUACUAACAGUCUGACUGGUCGUUCUUACUGGGAAGUUGAACACAGUGGAGAGGUUCAUAUUGCCGUGACUUACAAAGAAAUAAAAAGGAAAGGAAACAGUGAUGACAACAGGUUUGGAAGGACUGAUGAAUCCUGGUCUCUGUACUGUGAUGAUACAGAUUAUUUUGCAAUGCACAAUUACACAUCAACAGCCAUCAGUGUUCCCUGCUCAUCUGCACCUCACAAGGUUGCAGUAUAUGUGGACUGUGAUGUUGGCACUGUGUCCUUCUACAAGGUCUUUCCAGAUAUGCUGUACCACCUCCACACUUUCAACCCCACAUUCACUGAAGCCAUUUACCCUGGGGAGAAGAUGAUCUGCAGGAUCCUGCUGCUCAUCAUCCUCACCUCAUGUGUCUCUGGAUCAUUUGUAGUCAAUGUGACACAGACCUGCUAUCAGGCAGAGGAGAACCACAACAUCACACUGCAGUGGACGUUCACCACCAAACCUGACAGAUCCUGGACCUACAUCUUCGUCCUCUGUAACCUGAUAACUGAGGAUAAAGUCUCAGUCCUGUAUCAUGUUCAUGAAGGUGUUGAGGUGUCAGAGUCUCAGGAUGAAAAGUUUUCAGGACGAGUCCAGAGUGACAAAGACGCCCUCAGAGAAGGACGAAUCAGAUUUCACCUGUCCAGACUCAGGAGUGAUGACUCGGGUCUGUACCUGUGUGAGGUGAACACUGAUUAUGGCUUCAGUGUUGGAAGAUGUCGACUCAACAUCACUGGUAAGAUUAUUCAGUAA
Molecule: messenger RNA, 3318 nt
Organism: Pelmatolapia mariae (spotted tilapia)
Lineage: Eukaryota; Metazoa; Chordata; Actinopteri; Cichliformes; Cichlidae
Product: NLR family CARD domain-containing protein 3-like
Exons: 8
Coding region: 7-3318 (1103 amino acids)
Biological process (GO): intracellular signal transduction
Molecular function (GO): protein binding
Source: RefSeq, a predicted model, not a curated record